This is a messenger RNA of Osmerus eperlanus (European smelt), 1624 nucleotides long. Its product is annotated as follistatin-related protein 1-like. The coding region runs from base 324 to 1250 and encodes 308 amino acids. Lineage: Eukaryota; Metazoa; Chordata; Actinopteri; Osmeriformes; Osmeridae. The transcript has 12 exons. Gene Ontology annotation, molecular function: protein binding; calcium ion binding. Gene Ontology annotation, biological process: cell differentiation; regulation of BMP signaling pathway; multicellular organism development. The record is from RefSeq and is a predicted model, not a curated record.
GGAUGUUUGUGAAGGUAGAACCCACAUCAGUGUUCCUCACCAACCAAGCUCCCAGACAUUCCUUCAGGCCGCCUAAAUAUUUAUGUCCCGAGGGGGACACGUUGGACCAAGCUGGUUACAGUAGCACUGACUGGACCCAUAGCUCCUUGUCCCAAAUGGUUGACUUCAUUGUCUCGCUCGUGGCUACGUCACCGCUGGGGGACAUGGGCGGAGGGUGAAUUCCGCGAACAGCUGUUCUCCUCCAGCUGCUCCUCCGAGACGCACCAAACUGCUGCUUUGUCCUGCUUCAAACUCCAUCGCUGCACAUUGAAUGACUUGCUAAAAUGUUGUAUCAAGUUGUUCUCCUCAUUCUUGGAGCGGCAAUCCCCUGGCUGGCGGUGGAGGGAAAGCCCGCAGCGUGUGCCAAUGUGUUUUGUGGAGCGGGGAGAGAGUGCGCCAUGACGGAGAGAGGAGAACCUGCUUGCAUGUGCAUCAACUACUGUAAGGCCCACAAGCAUCCGGUGUGUGCCAGUAACGGGAAGACUUACCAGAACCACUGUGAGCUGCACCGGGACGCCUGCCUCACCGGGACCAAGCUGCACGUAGAGCAGGAUGGACACUGCCAAGAGAUGUCCAACAAAGUUGCAGCCAGCCCAAUUGUGUGCUAUGUAGCAGACAGGAAUGAGCUACGGAGAAGAGUGAUUGGCUGGCUUGAAGGGGAGGUGGAGCCCGAUGGCUGGUUCUCAAUAGGAAGCAACUUCUCUCACAUCCUGGAGAAAUACUUCAAGGAGUACGAUGAUGGAGAUUCCCAGAUGGACUCGUCUGAACUCCUGAAGUUCCUCCAACACAACGAGACAGCCAUCAACAUCACCGCCUACGCCAGCCAGGACAACAAUCGCCUGCUCAGGAGCCUAUGUGUGGAUGCUCUCAUUGAGUUGUCAGAUGAAAAUGCUGACUGGAAGCUAAGUUUCGAUGAGUUCCUCAACUGCCUGAAGCCUGACUUCAACCCCCCAGAGAGAAUGUGUGCCCUGGAGGACGAGACAUACGAGGAUGGGGCAGAGACUCAGAUGGAAUGUAACCGCUGUGUAUGCGCCUGUGGAAACUGGGUCUGCACAGCUCUCACCUGCGACGGAACAGAGCGCCCAGAGGUGGUGGAGGCUGAGGGGGCGGAGCAGGAAAUGACCGAGGAGGAGUGGACCCGCAGGGUGGCAGAGCUCAACAUGCGCCAGGAGACUGUAGAAAAGAUGAAGGUGGGCGUCAAUGAGAUCUGAGAUGAGACCCACUUUAUAAUUUCAACCAACCAGAAUGACUGCAGACUCUCAUCCAACCAACCAGUGUGACUGCAGACUGUCAUCCAACCAAUCAUGAUCAGCCAUGCCUUUCCGGCUUUAUGAUUCUGGUCUAUUUCUGUUACGUCAGACAUAAUACUGUUCUAGAUUUACUUUACUGUACCAUAGUUAGUGGGACUGAAUAAGAUUGUUGAGAUGAUAAGGAUUAGUUUAUUGACAAUAGUUUAUAGUCCCUUCACGUUUCUCAGAAGACUGUAGCAACUACUGAAUGGUCUGAACUGUGGUCCAGGGAUGAUUGUUGAUGAUGUCAUCUUGUUUGUGUAUUUGUGUCAAAAUAAAGAUUACUUAUUUACUUA